Molecule: messenger RNA, 639 nt
Organism: Brenthis ino (lesser marbled fritillary)
Lineage: Eukaryota; Metazoa; Arthropoda; Insecta; Lepidoptera; Nymphalidae
Source: the annotation of a GenBank genome assembly
AUGGAAUUCGAAAAGACUGCCGAACUAACCUUAAAAAGGUUUGAAGCUGAACAUAUAGAACAAAAAAAGCGGAACGAUUACAUCGAUUGGGUUGAUUAUUUUAUGGGAAUUGCAUUUUUAGCUGCUAAACGAAGCAAAGAUCCUAAAUUUCAAGUUGGUGCAUGUAUUGUUAAUAAAAACAAUGUUAUAGUGAGCAUAGGGUAUAAUGGCAUGCCACAAGGGCAUGAUAAAAUUUUUCCAUGGACCAAACUUGAUUCUACUAACGGUGAUUCUUUAUAUAACAAAUUGUUAUACGUGUGCCAUGCAGAAUUGAAUGCAAUAACAAAUAGAAAUUCAGCAGACCUGGGAGACUGUACUCUAUAUGUGACGUUAUUCCCAUGUAAUGAGUGUGCUAAAUUGAUAAUACAGUCCGGCAUCAAAGAAGUGGUUUAUUUUUCAAACAAAAAAUCACAUAAAACAGAAUUUAUUGCAUCAAGAGUAAUGUUUAAGGCAACUGGAGUGAAUUAUUGGCAAUAUAAACCAAAGCAGGAUAAAAUAGAAAUUAUUUUUCCAGAAAGUGAUUAUACAGAUGAUGAGACAGUAGUCGAUGAGGAUAUUGAAGCGGAAGCUAAGCUGAUGAAUAAAUUAAAAUUAAGCAAU